Drosophila elegans is the source of this 1225-nucleotide messenger RNA. Its product is annotated as sperm-associated antigen 1. Lineage: Eukaryota; Metazoa; Arthropoda; Insecta; Diptera; Drosophilidae. The transcript is spliced from 3 exons. Gene Ontology annotation, molecular function: protein binding. The record is from RefSeq and is a predicted model, not a curated record. The coding region runs from base 369 to 1124 and encodes 251 amino acids.
ACUUAAGACUCUCUACUGAAAAGCUGGAGAUAAACGCAUUUGUUAUAGCAUUUAAUUUAAAAACACCAAAAUAAUAAACUUGAAAGAUUAUUUCUUCUGAAGAAUUCGCGGCCUAACCAACUCGUAAGUUUCAAACAACAAACAAACAUUCUGCAAAAAAAAUGGACUAACGUGAACGCUUUAUUAUAAAUUUAAGUUUUGUAACUAUUGGAAGGUUCGACCAGAUUUUUUUCUAUGUGCAGUAAACAUAAAAUCCGUUUCUAUGACAUCCCAGUAAACUUAGAAGUUGCAGUCCGUUCGAAGCAGUCGAAUCGUAUUUAUUUUUGAACUAACCAGGAACCAAACCGGGUGUCUCUCAAAACUAAAAAAUGGAUAACGAAAGCGAUAAAGUCGUAGACAAGCUGAAGGCGUCUCUGCAGGUGCUCGACUCGAACCGCAAGGACGGGGAUGAUUUUGCCGAAUUCGAGGCUACUCUUGCAAAGAUCGAUAGUAUAUUGAACAACAAAGGCCCCCUGGAAGAUGAUUUUCAGGCAGACAAUGGAGCAGGUGGCGAGCCCAAGCAAAAGAUCGACUUUGACAAACUGGACGUGGACAAAGUGCAUCUAAAAGUGCGCCAAAAUCGCACAGUGAUCAACAAGAAGCCCACCGAGGAGGACAAUAAGGCUCAGCCCAAGGUGUUGGACCAGCAAAGCUUCAUGGAUCAGGUGGAACGGGAUGCCAACGAACGUGCUGAGGCGCGUGCCAAAUCCGAAUACGAGGCAGAGCUAGAGAGAGCUCAAGGAAACGAAGCCUUUCGCAACGAGAAAUACGAGAAGGCCAUUAUCCACUACGAAAAGGCCAUCAUUAAAGUCAAGAACAGUGCUAUAACCUACAACAAUCGCGCCUUGUGCUACAUCAAACUUUGCAAUUACAAACGCGCCCUAAAGGACUGUCAACACGUGCUGGAGAACCUGCAGGAGACUAAUCUGCGUGCCUGGCUGUACCAGGCCAAUGCCUAUAAGCAUUUAAACCAGGUGGAUAAGUUCGAGGAGAGCGUGGCCAAGGCACGUGAACAUAAUCCGAAUCAGCUGGCCUACAUUGACAAGUACAUCAAGCAGUUGGAUGACGAAGUGGAGAAGCAUUAGAAUUAAUUUAUCUGUGUAUAUCAUACUCACUCAGCAUAAGCAUCACGCCCAGAAAAGAGACACACGAAUAAAGGAACGGCAGGUGAACACUGCCUAAAUCU